Lactuca virosa is the source of this 1884-nucleotide messenger RNA. NCBI's taxonomy places the organism in Eukaryota, Viridiplantae, Streptophyta, Magnoliopsida, Asterales, Asteraceae. The record is from the annotation of a GenBank genome assembly.
AUGCUUGGAACCUCUAUGGUUAUUGGCGACGGCAUCCUCACUCCGUCCAUCUCAGUUUUAUCGGCCGUGUCAGGGCUUAAGAAAGCAACAAGUACCAUAACAGAAGGAAGGAUCGUUGUGAUAUCUGUGGUAAUCUUGAUGACGUUAUUCAUGGUUCAAAGGUUUGGAACUGACAAAGUUGGAUACACCUUCGCCCCCAUUAUUUGUGUAUGGUUCUCCCUCAUUGUUGGAGUCGGUGUCUACAAUUUUUUCAAGUUCGACCCUUCUGUCGCUAAAUCCAUAAACCCUAAAUACAUCAUUGAUUACUUCAAACGAAACAAAAAGGACGCCUGGAUUUCACUUGGUGGCAUCGUCCUCUCCAUUACAGGAACCGAGGCGAUGUUUGCUGAUGUUGGACACUUUACAGUCAAAUCGAUACAAAUAAGCAUGGGUUGUGUGGUUUAUCCGGCCUUGAUCACAGCAUAUAGUGGUCAGGCGUCGUGGCUAAGAAAACACAAAGAUGAAGUGGUGGACACGUUCUAUAACUCGGUUCCCGAUGGGUUGUACUGGCCGGUGUUUGUAGCAGCUGUUAUGGCGGCAAUUAUAGCAAGUCAGGCGAUGAUAUCGGGGACAUUUUCCAUCAUUAAACAGUCGCUUUCGCUAGGGUGCUUUCCUCGAGUUCAAAUUGUUCAUACUUCGACAAAGUAUGAAGGACAAGUUUUCAUACCGGAAAUGAACUAUCUUCUUAUGAUCGGUUGUGUUCUUGUUACCGUUACAUUCAAAACUACAGAAAAGAUCGGACAUGCUUAUGGAAUCGCGGUGAUAUUUGCCGAGACGCUUACAUCAUCAUUCAUGGUUGUGAUCAUGCUCGUCAUAUGGAAAACGAACAUACUUCUAGUGAUCUUAUAUGUUCUUGUGAUUAGCACCACGGAAUAUAUCUACUUAAGCUCGGUUCUCUACAAGUUCAGCCAAGGUGGAUACUUGCCAUUCUUGUUUGCAAUCGCGCUAGUGUUCAUAAUGUGCACAUGGAACUACGUUUACCGUGCGAAAUACAACUACGAGAUUAAUCACAAAGUCUCACAGGAAGUCAUAAAAGACAUGAUUAUGGACAUAAACAUUAGUCGUAUGCGAGGACUCGCAAUCUUCUACUCUGAGCUCGCCCAUGGCAUUCCCCCAAUCUUUAAACACUAUGUUGACAAUGUACCUGCUUUACAUUCGGUUAUUGUGUUUGUUUCAAUCAAGUCGUUGCCAAUAAGUAAGGUUCCUACAGAAGAAAGGUUCUUGUUUCGUAGAGUGAAGCCAAACGAGUUGUAUGUGUUUAGGUGUGUAGUGAGGUAUGGGUACACGGAUGUGCGCAAUGAGAAUGAGUCAUUUGAGAAGAUUUUGAUCGAACGCUUAAAGGAUUCUAUUGAAUCUGAUUAUGGAGUACUUGAAGAACAAGGUCGUACUGUAGAAGAGGACAUUGCGACACUAGAGAAAGCAUCGCGAGCUGGAAUCGUGCAUUUAGUGGGCGAGCACGAGAUUGUUUCGAGGAAAGGGUCUUCCAUUGGGAAGAGAAUCUUAAUAGAUUAUGCUUACAAUUUCAUGAAGAAGAAUUUGCGGCAAAGUUACAAUGUGUUUGAAAUUCCUCAGAAACGGAUGUUGAAGAUAAAUAAGAUGAACUUCGAUGUUGGUGAAGAGAUGAAGUUAUCGGACAAGAGUAUCCUUUCAUUUGUUCCUGUGAUCAACGAUGGACUAGAAAUUGACCAAAAAAUAUAUGUCGACAAAGAACACCCACCCAGUGUUAAUGCGCCCUAUACAAAAGUGGAGGCAAUGAAGUCUGGGUCAUCACUAAGGGAUUCAAAGGAGGAGGAACAGGGUAUGCUAAAAAAGAAUAUUAAGAAGUUCGACAAAUUAAUGAAAUAG